Brassica rapa (field mustard) is the source of this 1846-nucleotide messenger RNA. RefSeq names its product golgin subfamily A member 6-like protein 1. The record is from RefSeq and is a predicted model, not a curated record. NCBI's taxonomy places the organism in Eukaryota, Viridiplantae, Streptophyta, Magnoliopsida, Brassicales, Brassicaceae.
UAAAACUUGAGAAAAAGCAAAAGGAAACACACACAAAACAUUAAUCUUAACUUUCUCUUUCUUUCUUUUUGUAAUAUCUCUUUCACUCACUUUAAAGUUUCUUCAGAGAUUCGAAAACAAUAUCUUCCAGAAACUGCUUCAAGUUUCUUCUACUCGAUCAACCUCAUCACCCACUUCUCAUAAAAAGCACCAACCCAAUCCAACUUUCAAAUCUUUUCCUCAGUCUCUUUAUUCAUUUUCAGACAAGAUUCGAGACAAUCUUGUGUUCUGCUGAUUUGUUGUACUACAAUACAAACUUAUGGAUCGGAAGAAAGGGUGCAAGAUCAGGAAGAGAGGUGGUUCUUCCUCCUCUUCUUCAUCUCUAGCUCGUCAAAACCGCUUCAAACGCGCAAUUUUCGCCGGUAAAAGAGCCGCACAAGACAACGGCGGCUCAGGAACUCCGGUGAAGUCCAUCUCCGCCGCUAAAACUCCCGUACUCUUGUCCUUAUCGCCGGAAAAACAUUCUGUAGAUCAAUUUCAGAAACUCCCAAUGUCGGCAAGAAAGCUGGCGGCAACUCUGUGGGAGAUCAGCGACGGCGGCACAGAUCCUGCCCUAAACUCCGACAGAGAUAACUUGAGAAGCAAGAAACCGUCGAGAAACAUAAGGAAGAAGCCAACAGAGAUCUCUUCCAAUCACAUCCAGCUAAACUCAUCCGAUCCCAUUUCCCGGUUUGGAUCAGAGAGAACCAUUCUCCAUGAAAGAGCAACAGAUCCUCAGAAACAAAAACUAAUAGAAUACAAAACCACCGGCACAAACUCGGUGAAAACUCGUUUCAAGAACAUCAACGACGGCUUAAAAACGUCUAAAGAGCUCGUAAAGGUGUUAAAACGUAUCGGCAAACUCGGAGACGAUCACAAGACAGCAAGCAACCGUUUAAUCUCAGCUCUGGUUUGCGAACUAGACAGAGCAAGAUCUUCUCUGAAGCAUCUGAUGAGCGAGUUCGACGCUGAGGAGGAGGAGAGACGAAGUUUAAUAGAGAAGCUUCGAGAAGAGGCGGUGGUCGAGAGAAAGCUCAGGCAACGAACGGAGAAGAUGAACAGAAAGUUAGGGAGAGAGCUGGAGGAGGCUAAGGAAAGGGAGAGGAAGAUGAAGGAGGAGAUGGAGAGAGAGAAGAGAUCGAGAGAUGUUCUUGAAGAAGUGUGCGAUGAGCUGGCGAGAGGAAUCGGAGAAGAUAAGAAGGAUAUGGAGAAAGAGAGGGAGAUGAUGCGAAUAGCUGAUGUUCUGAGGGAAGAGAGGGUUCAGAUGAAGCUUAUGGAGGCGAAGUUCGAGUUCGAGGAGAAACACGCCGCCGUGGAGCGGCUUAAGAAGGAUCUCCGGAGGGUUCUUGAGGGAAAAGGGUCGUCGGAGAUUGGUCGAGUUUUAGAGAUAAUAGAUGGUUCUGAUGAUGAGAGUGAUCUUAAGUCGAUUGAGCUGAACAUGGAGAGUGGAAGUAAGUGGGGUUAUGUCGAAGAUGAUGAUCCUGUGGAGAAGAGAUCAGUGGUUGUUGAUAACGGGGAGAGAGAUGAAUCUUUGAAGACUCUAAAAGAGUACAUUGUUUCCAAUAUGAGAUUCAUUGGUUCCUCCUCGUCGGAGCAGUGGAAUCAUCGGCACUUACCAAGCGUGGAGUUUGUGUAAUCACCGGAGCCAGAGCCAGCAAGAAAAAAAUAGUAUCAUUUUUUAAUGUGUAUAUGUAUUUUAUUCAAUUUAAUUUUUGGAUUUUAUCUAGCAAAAUGUAAUUUUAAUAUAAACCACCAUAAGUUACAUAUCUUAGUCAAAUCACUGCUUUAAAUUCUAUUCAUGUUAUUAAACAUUAUAUUUUCACCUUGA